CCCCAGUUACGUAAUCGGAAAGCGCCGAGUCGUAGAAUAUCUGCGACUCCACCUCUCCUGUAGGCGCAUGGCGUAAAAGCCUUAAAUUCUUAAUAUUAUCACUGAUCGGCAAAAAUGAAGGCGGAGAGAAGCACGCUGAAUUUCAAAAGCAACUAUGCAGUUGCCAGCAAAAUUGAGCCUUUCUACAUGGGAGGAAAAGUUCAGGUUAACAAGGAUGAAAAUUAUAUUUUCUGCACCUGUGGAACAAAAAUCAACAUUAUGGACCUGAAGACUGGAAAGAUAUUUCAAAGUAUCGAACAGGAUGACCAAGAAGAUAUUACAUCAUUUGCUUUAAGUCCAGAUGACGAGGUUCUGGUAACUGGGAGUCGAGCUCUUCUCUUAAAGCAGUGGGACUGGAAGGAAAAUAAAUGCAUUCGGACAUGGAAGGCGAUACACACGUCACCAGUAGCAAGCAUGGCUUUUGACCCAACCUCUACACUGCUGGCAACAGGGGGCUGUGACAGCACCAUAAAGGUUUGGGAUGUCAUGAAACAGUACUGCACACACAACCUGAAGGGUUCCUCGGGCGUUGUCCAUCUGGUGCACUUCCAUCCUGAUAUCUCGAGGCUUCAACUCUUUACUUCUUCUAUGGACUGCAAAAUCCGUGUGUGGAACCUGAAGAAAAGUCAUUGUGAGUUUAUUCUGGAAAGCCAUUACAGCGCAGUGACGUCUCUCGCAUUCUCACUGGAUGGCAACACACUGCUCAGCUCUGGCAGGGACAGCGUCUGCAUUAUCUGGGAUCUGAAGACAUGGCAGCCUACGCGGACAAUUCCUGUGUUUGAAAGUGUAGAGACUGCCAUACUUCUGCCAGAGCACGGAGAUUUUUCUAAGAUAGGGACCACCAAUAAUGGUCUUCACUUAGUUACUGCUGGCAGGAAAGGUGUGCUGAGGGUUUGGGAGGCAACGACAGCUCGGUGCGUCUUCACCCAGUCGGGGCCCAGCAAGUCACAGGAGGACGCAGAGGAGCAGGCCCUCACUCAUGGUCUGCUGUUGCCAAAGACCAAUCGCCUGGCUACUGUAACAGCUGAACACAACUUGCUUUUUUAUGACCUUCACACUUUGGCCUUGCAGCAACAAUUUGUGGGGUACAGUGAUGAGGUUCUGGAUGUGAAGUUCCUGGGUCCUUCCAGUUCUCACAUAGUUGUGGCAACCAAUAGCCCACAGCUAAAAGUGUUUGAAUUGGAAACUUCCAACUGCCAGAUUCUUCGUGGGCACACAGAAACUGUAUUGGCAGUAGAUGUGUUUGGAUGGAGCUUCACAUUCGCAAGCUGUGCUAAGGACAAGACCAUCUGCAUUUGGCACAUGAAUCCAAACACUGGCAAAGUUUACUGUGUGGCUAGAGGAUGUGGUCAUGUCAGUGCUGUUGGAAGUAUCUCAUGCUCCAGGAUGAAGGAAAGCUUUGUGGUUAGUGGUAGUCAGGACUGCACAAUCAAAGUUUGGAAACUCCCAGAGUCCCUUUGGAAGAGCUCCACCGUGGAGUCUUUACAUGUGAGCGUCACUGCAAAAGUGCAUGACAAGGAUGUCAACAGUAUUACAGUUUCUCCAAAUGAUAAAUUAAUUGCCACAGGUUCACAGGAUCGGACAGCCAAACUCUGGUCCUCGACAGAUCUUUCCCUUCUUGGAGUGUUCAGGGGCCACAAACGUGGUAUUUGGUGUGUUCAGUUCUCCCCCAUGGACCAAGUGUUGGCAACCUCCUCUGCCGAUGGCAGCGUCAAGCUAUGGGGGUUGCAGGAUUUUAGCUGUUUGAAGACAUUUGAAGGUCAUGAUGCGUCGGUGUUGAAAAUUAUUUUCAUCAGCAAAGGGACACAGCUGGCAUCCAGUGGCUCAGAUGGCCUCUUGAAGCUUUGGACUAUUAAGCUGAAUGAGUGUGUGAAGACAAUAGAUGCUCAUGAGGAUAAAGUAUGGGCUCUUUCUGCUAACAAAAUGGAUGAUCUGAUUGUAACUGGGUCAGCUGACUCCUGCAUCACUUUAUGGAAGGAUGUGACCGAAUCAGAGCUGGCCGAGGAGCUUGCCGUAAAGGAACAACAAAUAAUGAAGCAGCAGAAGCUAUCCAACCUUUUGCAUGACAAAAAGUACUUGAAGGCACUGGGCUUGGCCAUCUCUCUGGAUCAGCCACAUACAGUACUUCUGGUUAUCAAAGGUAUUCUUGCAAAUACUGAUGGGGCUGAACAAUUGGAGAAAACACUCUUGAAGCUACGAGUGGACCAGAAAGAGGCAAUCCUGCGAUUCUGCACUGUUUGGAACACUAAUGCCCGACAUUGCCAUGAGGCACAGGCUGUCCUUGAAGUCCUGCUGCACAGUGAAAGCCCGGAACAGCUGCUCCAGUAUAAUGGCAUCCGAGCAGCGGUUGAGGGGUUAAUCCCGUAUACAGAACGUCACUUCCAGAGACUCAGCCGUUUACUUCAGGCAUCCAUGUUUGUGGACUACAUGUGGCAGAGCAUGAAGCUACCAGAAUGCAGCAGGGACCUGCAGGAAGAGGAGGUCAUGGACUGUUCAGCACCCAGUACCUUCACAGAACGGGCUGAUAAUGACACUGCUGUAACUACUGUGACAAAAGUUGACCAGCAAAAUGUAGAGCUGACUGAAGAGACUAGUGAAAUGGAAGAAGACGACGACAAGGAAGAGGAAGAAAAUGAAAUGGAAGAGGAGAAGAAGAUGGACAGUGAUGAGGAAGUCAGCACCAUUAAGAAGGCCUCCAAGAGACCUGAACGACAUGCUGUGGAGGAGUGCGGUGAGCGCACUGACCCACCUUCAGACAACGAGGUGCAAGAGGUGGUUUGUGAAGAAGAAACGACGCAAAAGCUUAGAAGAGAAACGAGAUCUAUGAAAGGAAAGCAAGCCUGUGCUGGUCAAAGCACUGACCUGCCUGCCACUCCUCAUUCUAAACCAGGUGCUGACUUGCCUGCAACGCCGCUGCCUGCUCAAAACUCUGGCACACCCCAGCUCAGAUCUUUGCGCCUCAGAAGGUGAUAGGGACAGUUUUGUCACAUUGAGACUGUUUUUUUUUUUUAAAUCAUGUCUAUUUUUAAUAAUGUUACCUGGGAUGGGGAGGAGGUGGUGGUGGUGGUGGUGGAGAGAAAUCCGCAUCAAGAGACCGGGUGUGCUGUAGAAGGGGAGCACUCUCCUCCUUGACGUCUUGAAGGUCACAUGUUGUCCAGAUUUCCUACUCUCCCCACCCCUCCAGUUUGAUUUCCCACCUGAACAGAUCCAUUAAACAGCGGACCUCCUGCUGUAUCGAUGACAGCCAUGCCACUCUUCCUAGAUUGGUCUCUUGUCACUUUUUGUGCUCUCUUUAACCAGAAGGGUAGAAGCCAUGCCAGAUCCUGCCUCA
Erpetoichthys calabaricus (reedfish) is the source of this 3370-nucleotide messenger RNA. It is a transcript of the gene tbl3, whose product is annotated as transducin beta like 3. Lineage: Eukaryota; Metazoa; Chordata; Cladistia; Polypteriformes; Polypteridae. Gene Ontology annotation, cellular component: small-subunit processome; nucleolus; 90S preribosome. The coding region runs from base 115 to 3009 and encodes 964 amino acids. Gene Ontology annotation, biological process: endonucleolytic cleavage in 5'-ETS of tricistronic rRNA transcript (SSU-rRNA, 5.8S rRNA, LSU-rRNA); endonucleolytic cleavage to generate mature 5'-end of SSU-rRNA from (SSU-rRNA, 5.8S rRNA, LSU-rRNA). The transcript is spliced from 23 exons. The record is from RefSeq and is a predicted model, not a curated record. Gene Ontology annotation, molecular function: protein binding; U3 snoRNA binding.